GUCGGUGAGUUUCCUGCUCUGAGAUCCGAUGUGGGACAGAGAAUUUCCUCCAUCUGACUGCGCGUAAAGGACUCGGAUGUGCGCUUCGCUGUGCUUUAAACCCCUGUAGUUGGAGUAGAAAGUGCGCUUUGAUGUGAAGCUCUGCGCGCAGACCAAUUGCGCAUAGCAGCGUUCAGCUUUCCACUUAGAGCUUAAAGGUCUGAGACGCAAGAAAAGCCUCCUCAGUCACUGCAAAGUUUGUUUUUCUGGAGGGGAAACGUGUCGGAGUCCUGCCUGCAGGGUGACAAUUCUAGACUUUUAAAAAUCUGCGCCAAAGUUGACCAGAGAACCAUGGCUUUACCAGACAGUGGGAUAUCUGGGGAGGAGGUUCCCUUCCCAGAGAUAAUUGAACUCAAUGUUGGCGGUCAAGUGUACAUAACCCGCUACUCCACCCUCACAAGUGUGCCGGACUCUCUUCUGUGGGAGAUGUUCAGUCAGAAGUCCGCCAAAGGUCUGGCCAGGGACACCAAGGGGCGUUUUUUUGUGGACCGGGAUGGGUUCCUGUUCCGUUACAUCCUGGACUACAUGCGGGACCAGCAGCUGGUUCUUCCAGACCAUUUCCCAGAGCGUGGGCGUCUCCAGAGGGAGGCAGAGUUCUUCAACCUGCCAGAACUGGUCAAGCAGUUGGCACCCAAAAUUAGCAAGCAGAACUCACUUGGUGACGAGGGAUGCCAGAGUGACCCAGAGGACUCUUCACCGGGGAUCGAUACCGUCCGCAGUCUGGGCUCCCUUGGAGCCACAGCGACCUGUUCCAGCCUGGGGCCGGGGGCCAUGGAUGGCAAGCGCUCCGGGUUCAUCACCAUUGGCUAUCGAGGCUCGUACACACUGGGCCGCGACAGCCACACGGAUGCCAAAUUCCGGCGUGUGGCACGGAUCAUGGUGUGUGGGAAGACCUCCCUGGCCAAAGAGGUGUUCGGAGAGACGCUGAACGAGAGUCGUGACCCUGACCGACCCCCUGAGCGCUACACAUCCCGCUACUAUCUGAAGUUCACCUUUCUGGAGCAGGCCUUUGACAAGCUGGCAGACGCAGGCUUCCACAUGGUGGCCUGUAACUCCACAGGAACCUGCGCCUUUGCCCAUGAGCAGACCGACGACAAGAUCUGGACCAGCUACACUGAAUAUGUAUUCUACCGUGAGUGAGACUAUCGGCUUUGUUUCCCCGGUUCCCUCACCCCCUUCUCCGUCUCCGAGAGACCUCCUCACCCUACCCACCUCCCCUCCCGCCUCCAGCCAUCCUGUCUUUGAUGGCUUCUGGUCCAGUAGAUGUUCCGUAGAUGUUGUGCCCUUCCAUCUCUUUUUGCAACCUCCAUGAACAGAAUCCAGCUGCUGGUGCUCUGACUCUUCUACUCAGCAGGUUGAAUCUGCAAAUUCUCCCAUCAACCCCCUCCCGUCAUCCUCAGGUCCAGCUUUUGCCCCCUCUUCUUACGUCGCCGCUCCACCUAGUUGUAGUCCCCCAUCGCUCGGCAACAGCAACCCCACAUCCUUCCCCGCAGAGACUGAAACCUUCUCCUUUUGUACCUAAUGUAUCUACUGCAUAUGCCUUGGUGAAGCACAACACUUUAUCUAAUUUUGCUAAACAAAAAGUGCUCAAGUGACAAUGAAAUCAGUCAUGAAGGCAAACGAGAAAGGGCUGAAUGCUGUGAUGCACAGUGCAGGUCUGUGGCUGCCUUCUCCAGCAAAACGGGACUUCUCCUGUUCCUCUGAACUAAAUUAGCAGAUAAUUGAACAUCUUAUCAGGCCUGAAGGACGCAACCAACCCCAACAGAAGAUAGAAGUCUAAUCUAAUUUCCUUCCGUUUUUAUUAAAUUUGUCUCGCGCCACAUGGUUUGAGAGUCUGUCAUCGUUUAUUUGUUCAGUUUGGAACGAGUGAAGCUGGAUGUAGCCACAGGAGAAGGAACAUUUAUAAGCAGAAAAUAAUAUGUAAAAGCCAUAUGCAGAAAUAUAAAAAAAAUAUGUGUAUUUUUUUUCUAGAGAAAUAAAAAAAUAUUUUUCAUUCCUUCACAUCCAAUCACUCAUUAACAAUAGUGUUGUUAAUACUCUGUUCAGUAUUAGUUGAAGCUUGUGCAUAUUUAAUGGCGUGUCUCACUUACUGUAAGUGAAUACCCACACGAGAGCGUAGGAUUAUGCCGCCAUGCUGCCAGCCAAAGCCAAUUGUUUUCUCGCUUCUGUAGCAAGGGCACAGCGAGGGCAGGACUUAGCGACUGGGAAGAGCUUAACUCACCUGGAACCAGACACAGCCUCAGGACUGCCUCAUAUACCUCAAAGAAAUCCACAACAUUCAGAUCCACGAACGGGGAAGAAAUGUGUCUGAGAGUACAGGAAUUUGAGCAGACGGUGGGAAAAAAAGGAGAUUCUGUACGAGAACGUGAGAUGUAGUUUGAUGUUUGACAAUAAAUGUCUGAAAAGGAAA
This is a messenger RNA of Oryzias melastigma (Indian medaka), 2449 nucleotides long. It is a transcript of the gene kctd12b, whose product is annotated as potassium channel tetramerisation domain containing 12b. The record is from RefSeq and is a predicted model, not a curated record. NCBI's taxonomy places the organism in Eukaryota, Metazoa, Chordata, Actinopteri, Beloniformes, Adrianichthyidae. Gene Ontology annotation, molecular function: protein binding. The transcript has a single exon. The coding region runs from base 331 to 1179 and encodes 282 amino acids. Gene Ontology annotation, biological process: regulation of G protein-coupled receptor signaling pathway; protein homooligomerization.